AUGGGGCAGGAGGGCGCCACCAACGGCGGCGAGGAGCGGGCCGGCCUCGCGGACGCGCCGUACGACCGCUGGGUCCUGCUCCGCCCCGCCGAGGGCUCCUCCCGCCCGUCCGCCCGCUACAAGCAUGCUGCGGAGGUGGUUCAAGACAAACUUUAUGUGGUCGGGGGAAGUCGAAAUGGCCGUUCUCUGUCAGAUGUUCAGGUUUUUGAUUUUAAGACAUCCAAGUGGUCAGUGUUGAAUCCCAGUCAAGAUUCAAGUCAAUUGAAUAUUGAAAAUAAUGCUGGGAACCAGCAAUUUCCACCAUUAGUCGGCCACAGUUUGGUCAAGUGGAAGAAUAAUCUUCUAGUUGUAGCUGGGAACUCGAGAGCAGCAGCAUCGAAUAAGGUUUCAGUUUGGCUUAUCGAUGUGGAAACAAAUAGCUGGUCUGCUGUUGAUACGCAUGGAAAAGUUCCAAUAGCCCGAGUCGGCCAAUCUGUAUCACUAGUUGGUUCUAGAUUAAUAAUGUUUGGUGGAGAGGAUAACAAGAGGAGACUUCUGAGCGAUCUUCAUGUACUUGACUUGGAGACAAUGAUGUGGGAAGAGGUUACAACAGAGAAAGGUGGCCCAGCUCCUAGGUAUGAUCAUUCGGCUGCUGUUUAUGCUGAUAAUUAUCUUCUAAUCUUUGGCGGUUCCUCUCACUCCACAUGCUUCAGUGAUCUGUACUUGCUUGACUUGCAAAGUCUGGAGUGGUCUCAACCUGACACUCAAGGUGCAAAUAUAACUCCUAGGAGUGGCCAUGCUGGUACAAUGAUUGAUGAAAACUGGUACAUAGUUGGUGGUGGAGAUAAUGCAAGUGGUUCCACUGAUACAAUUGUAAUGAAUGCUGCCAAGUUUGUCUGGUCCGUGGUCACCAGUGUGACAGUCCGAGAUCCACUCGCUUGUGAGGGUCUAACUCUUUGCUCAACCACGGUUGAUGGUGAAAAGGUUCUAAUUGCCUUUGGCGGUUAUAAUGGGAAAUACAACAAUGAGGUCUUUGUGAUGAAACCCAAGCCAAGAAAUUUUGUGCAACCUCGGCUUCUCCAAUCUCCAGCUGCUGCCGCCGCUGCUGCUUCUGUGACAGCUGCCUAUGCUGUAAUAACUGCUGCUGAUGAGAAAACUAAAGAUAUUGUUGCUACUGAUGAUUUAGAUGUGAAGAGAGCUGAACCUGGAAGUUCUUCCAAACAAAUUGUUGCUGAAGUUGAUGCACUUAAUGGGGAGAAAGUAGAACUAGAGUCUCGGCUGACAGAAGUUCGUGCUGAAAACACAAAGCUAAAGGAUAAACUAGAUAUGGUGAAGUUGUCCUAUGGUGAAUUAACAAAGGAACUUCGAUCUGUUCAAAAUCAGCUAGCCGCUGAAGGUUCAAGAUGCCAGAAACUGGAGUCCCAAAUUGCUGCUGCACACAAAAGGUUGGAAUCUGCUGGUUCUUUGGAAAAUGAACUUGAAGUAUUGCAGCAACAAAUAUCUCAGGUGGAACAAACCAUGACAUCUUCUCAAAGACGGAAAUCUGGGGGUGUAUGGAAGUGGGUGGCAGGAAGUGCAGAGGUCUCCGACAACGAAUAG
Molecule: messenger RNA, 1578 nt
Organism: Lolium rigidum
Lineage: Eukaryota; Viridiplantae; Streptophyta; Magnoliopsida; Poales; Poaceae
Product: acyl-CoA-binding domain-containing protein 4-like
Exons: 13
Coding region: 1-1578 (525 amino acids)
Molecular function (GO): protein binding
Source: RefSeq, a predicted model, not a curated record